Messenger RNA from Brassica napus (rape), 902 nucleotides. RefSeq lists its product as uncharacterized. The record is from RefSeq and is a predicted model, not a curated record. NCBI's taxonomy places the organism in Eukaryota, Viridiplantae, Streptophyta, Magnoliopsida, Brassicales, Brassicaceae. The transcript has 4 exons. Bases 253 to 627 code for a protein of 124 amino acids.
AAUAUUAAAAGUUAUUCGUGUAGUUCGAUUUUUUAAAAAUAUUUUUAUUUAUAAAGUAUAUUUUAUAUAUAUUAAAAUUUUAAAAUAAUUAAUAUUUUAAUACAUUCAAAAAAUAUUCGAUUUUCAAAUCGGUCCAGUUCUGUUUCGGUUUUUCGUAUUAAGAGAUAUAGUAAUCGUCCGGGGAUUUUGUAAUUUUUGGACCGAUUUUGGUCUUGGUUUUUUCAGUUCGGCUCGGUUAGGAUUUUGGAUAGUAUGCCCAUGACUAAUUUUAGCUUUACCCCUUUCGAGAGAGAAGAAGCAAAACCUAAAUUCCUGAUCAUGCCGCCGAGUAAUCUGAGAGCCGUCGUUGCGCAGAUGUACCGGGGUGGGUCUCGCAACUUAUCCUCAUCGCCUCUUGGAGAGGCUACGAGGGGUUUGAAGAGUAGAGACUCAUCUUUGGUGCCAAAGAAGAAGAAUCCUUCUAUUCUCCCAUGGGUGGUGGCUGGUUAUACAGUUAGCUUUGUUCGGAGUAGGAUGAAUGUACUUCGACGCCAGCGGAUGUUGGAUAAACAGAUAGAAUCAAACAAUUUGCUACGUGAACAGGUGAUGAAGGCGGAUUCACUCUACGGGGAUUCUCUAAUGAAAUAAGAUCUUGUGAGCAGUAUGUGUUUUGGAUGCUCAUGUUGUCAAACCUUUAUGUUUUUUUUUUUUUCUUUUUAAUGGAUUUGUAUUAUUAUUACAUCAACUGUUAGUAAAGCUCGAGCUCGAGAGAGAAUGGAGAAGAAAGUUCUUUUCUGUUAUUAGAUUCUGUUACAAUCGAGUUACAUUUAUAGUAUCGGUUUAUAGUUGUACCGAAUACAUUUUACAUAACCGAUAUAAACCAACAUCAUACAUUAAUAUCAACACUCCUCUAUUUUCAACAA